UAAAUAAUAAUUUAGAAGAGUACAAAACAGUAAUCAGGCGGGCGACACCAGCAAUACAAGGACAGCGAGGCCAUUUCUUCCACUUCUCGUUCUUCUUCCUCGUUCUCCCUCCGAUACGACGUCGCUCUAACCAUGUCUUACGACUACCUCUUCAAGUACAUCAUCAUCGGCGACACAGGUGUUGGAAAAUCUUGCUUGCUGCUGCAAUUCACGGAUAAGAGGUUCCAGCCGGUGCAUGAUCUCACCAUUGGUGUCGAGUUCGGAGCUCGGAUGGUCACCAUCGACGGUCGUCCUAUCAAGCUCCAGAUUUGGGACACCGCUGGGCAAGAAUCUUUCCGAUCAAUCACUAGGUCUUACUACAGAGGAGCAGCUGGAGCACUUCUGGUCUAUGACAUAACCAGGAGAGAGACAUUUAAUCAUCUUGCAAGCUGGUUAGAGGAUGCCCGGCAGCAUGCAAAUCCUAAUAUGACAAUCAUGCUCAUAGGGAACAAGUGUGAUCUGUCUCACAGAAGGGCUGUCAGCAAAGAGGAAGGAGAGCAAUUUGCAAAGGAGAAUGGGCUUUUGUUCUUGGAGGCAUCUGCAAGAACGGCACAAAAUGUCGAGGAGGCCUUCAUAAAGACUGCUGCAAAGAUUCUUCAGAAUAUUCAGGAAGGCGUAUUUGACGUAUCUAAUGAGUCAUCUGGCAUCAAGGUUGGAUACGGACGCCCCCAAGGUCCAUCAGGCACGGGUGGAACGGUUGCUCAGAGAGGCGGAUGUUGCAGCUGAUUAGAACCGGCUCUGUAUUAUGUUCGUUGGACAGAAUCUCCCAACUGUCCUGCUGCUACAUUGUGAAAACAUUGAAUGUACAGAUCUAAGUGCUUGGAUAGAUUUCAUCUUCUUUUCAGGGAUUCAACCGUUUUAAAUGUUGAAAUAUUUCUUAACAGUGGUAAUCCCACGUUGGAAACAUCGGUUAAGGUUGUGUAACUGUUCUUUGUUUGUCUGUCUAAUUUCCAUAAACGAACGUGAUGGCAUGGUUAUUUUUCGUUA
Messenger RNA from Malus domestica (apple), 1026 nucleotides. Its product is annotated as ras-related protein RABB1b. Lineage: Eukaryota; Viridiplantae; Streptophyta; Magnoliopsida; Rosales; Rosaceae. Gene Ontology annotation, biological process: vesicle-mediated transport; regulation of endocytosis. The record is from RefSeq and is a predicted model, not a curated record. Gene Ontology annotation, cellular component: endosome. Gene Ontology annotation, molecular function: GTP binding; GTPase activity.